Messenger RNA from Hyphopichia burtonii NRRL Y-1933, 1416 nucleotides. RefSeq names its product AAA family ATPase (gene CDC6). Gene Ontology annotation, biological process: DNA replication initiation; mitotic DNA replication checkpoint signaling; cell division. The record is from RefSeq and is a predicted model, not a curated record. Bases 1 to 1416 code for a protein of 471 amino acids. The transcript has a single exon. Gene Ontology annotation, molecular function: DNA replication origin binding; ATP hydrolysis activity. Gene Ontology annotation, cellular component: nucleus. NCBI's taxonomy places the organism in Eukaryota, Fungi, Ascomycota, Pichiomycetes, Serinales, Debaryomycetaceae.
AUGCUAACUCCUCCUAGUACUCCAUCCAAGGUUAGAGUGAUGGAGAUGGACAACCAGAAACCAGUUAAGAAAGUCAACUUACUCAGUACACCACCAGCCACUCCCACCAAGAGUCCGGCCAGACUUAACAAGACCAAUGUGUAUUCCAAAGCAAAAGCAUUAUUUCAACGGGGGUAUAACGGAGACUCGGAUAACAGCACUUUGAUUGGACGGGUGAAUGAAGGCAGUGAACUCAAUAAGUUUCUUAGUGACAACAUAACCAAUAACACCUGUAACAGUCUUUAUAUUUCGGGACCACCAGGAACUGGUAAAACUGCCCAGGUCAAUUUAUCAUUUGCUAAACUUGACCAAAAAAACACCAAAGUGCUAAAAAUCAAUUGCAUGACCAUGACUAAACCAGAACACAUUUUCCAUGAGAUAUAUUGUGGUAUAACGAACACCCAUUCGGCGGACUAUCAUAAACGUAAGACCUUUGAUGAUCUUAGCCAUUUACUUACCGAUAAACAAUCUUACAAAUCUGUUGUUAUAUUACUUGAUGAAAUGGAUUAUCUUAUCACCAAAGAUCAACAGAUUUUAUUUCAAUUAUUCAAUUGUGCAUCUACUCGUAAAUCCCAUUUGUUUAAAACCAAAUUGAUUCUUAUUGGUAUUUCCAAUGCUCUUGAUCUUACUGAUAAAUUUUUACCCCGUCUUAAAUCAAACGGUCUCAAUCCUCAAUCGCUUGUUUUCUUACCUUAUACAUCUGAUCAGAUUAAACAAGUGAUAAUUUCAAAAUUGAAAUCAUUAAUAGAAGAUAAAGAAAAUAUGGCAGAUUCUUCAUUUAUUCCAAUCAUCCAUCCAGUUGCUAUUCAACUUUGUUGUAAAAAAGCUGCUAGUGUCACCGGGGAUUUACGUAAAAGUUUUGAUAUUUGUUAUAAAGGGAUUGAAAUGGUUGAAAAUUCAAUUAAAACUAAAAAUGAUGUCAAUCUUAAUGAAUUAACUUUUUAUAACGCUCCAAAAGUAACAAUUAGUAAUAUUGCUUCCAUUUGCACUUCUUCAUUUGGUGCUGGCUCAAUGACUAAGUUAAACAAUUUAAAUCUUUUCCAAAAAGCAGUUUUAUCUACUUUAAUGAAUCUUCAAGCCCGUCAAGUAUCUCCUUCUCCAUUCAACAGAAAAGAUUUCAACGUGAACUCUUUUUACGAUUUUUACCUCAAACACAUGGAAAAAGCAGUUGGUAACCUCCUUGGAAUUUGUAAAAAAGGUGAAUUCCUAGAAAUUAUUAGUACUUUAGAGGCCAACUCGGUCAUUGUUUUGAGUAAUACUGGCUCUAAUAUUGAACUUGGUAAUAGAAUUAUCAAAUCCAAUGUCCCUUGGGACGAUAUCGAGAAAAGUAUUGGCGAAAUAGGCGUCUUGAAAAAACUACUUCAUUAUAAAUAUUAA